GUGCGCAGAUUCCUCUUUGGCUCCUGCUCCGAGAGAGACGCAGCGAAAGAGUUGAUCCUCCUGUUCGGCAUGCGAAGGGUGAAGGUGAACGGAACGAGACUCCUAGAGAGGAAGGGAAUCUGGAGGAGGGGGUCCACUGCACAAUCACCUCCCUCUUGCUGCCUGGCUUCUCUCUUGCGGAGGGGAAAGUGGCUUUUACCUCUCACAAGCGCUGCAUCGGUGGCCCCUUCUGACAUCUGGAGCUGGAAGCCCCUCUGAUUAGGACAGUCUUAGCCUUGAGGCAGAAAUUGGCGGAAGACGAAGUUCCUUCAGCUGUGCUGAACGUUUUUGUAAAAUGGAUGGGGAAGACACAUCUGGCCCUGAAGCAAGAAGAGGUUCCAGUAUCAGCCAGACAGGGGGCAGUGUGGGAUUCUGGGAAGGAACUGCCCAAAAAGUCCUGGGUGAGGAAGACACCCUCAGCUCAGAUGUGCAGCGCCAACAGUUCAGGCAUUUCCGCUACCAGGAGGCUGAGGGCCCCCGAGAGAUUUGCAACAAACUCCACCAUCUCUGCCAUCAGUGGCUGAAGCCAAAGCAACACACGAAGAAUCAGAUUCUGGAUCUGGUGAUUCUGGACCAGUUCUUGGCUGUCCUUCCACUGGAGAUGGAGAGCUGGGUGAGGGAAUGUGGAGCAGAGACCUCUUCCCAGGCGGUGGCCCUGGCUGAAGGUUUCCUCUGGAGCCAGGCAGAGGACAGGAAGCAGGAAGAGCAGCAGGAAAAUGAACUGUUUGCAGAAAUGGGCACUGAAGCUGAGAGGACUUCAUCGAACACCAGACAGAGGCCGCAGGGGGAUGAAAUGAUGCUGGCAAGACCUCCUCAGCCAUCUCUUCUUUGGGAUACAGGGGAACCAACUGCUGUGGAACUGGAUCAGGGUCCAGUGUCCUUUGAGGAUGUGGCUGUGCAUUUCACAGAGGAGGAGUGGGCCCUGCUGGAUCCUGACCAGCAAGUGCUGCAUAAGGAAGUCAUGGAGGAGAAUUGUAGAAUUGUGGCUUCUCUUAAAGGUGGCAAAUUGGAAACCAAGAAUAUGGGAGACAACGACAAAAUCCACACAGUGAAGUCAUAUAAAUAUUUAAAGUGUGGGGAGAGCUUCAGUCAGAGAUUCCAUAAAAGAAUUUACAGUUUGGAGAAACCAUAUCAAUGCAUAGAAUGUGGAAAGAGUUUCAGUCAGACCGUUCAUCUCAGUGCCCAUCAAAGUAUUCACAGUGGGGAGAAACCAUACCCAUGCUUGGAAUGUGGUAAGAGCUUUAACAGAAGCACAGACUUCUGUCGUCAUCAAAGAAUUCACAGUGGAGAGAAACCAUAUCAAUGCUUGGAGUGUGGAAAGACCUUCCGCUGGAAGGAAAAUCUCACUUCCCAUCAAAGAAUUCAUGCAGGGGAGAAACCCUAUCAAUGCUUGGAAUGUGGAAAGAGCUUCAAUCAGAGUUGCCAUCUUACAACCCAUCAAAGAAUUCAUACAGGGGAAAAACCAUACGAAUGUUUAGAAUGUGGAAAGAGCUUCAGACACAGUUCCCACCUAACUUCCCAUCAAAGAAUCCAUACAGGGGAGAAACCAUAUAAGUGCUUGGAAUGUGGAAAGAUCUUCAGAUGGAAGAAAAUUCUUUCUUCCCAUCAAAGAAUCCAUACAGGGGAGAAACCAUAUCAGUGCUUGGAAUGUGGAAAACGCUUCAUCUCCAAAAUACACCUCACUUCCCAUCUAAGAAUUCAUACUGGGGAGAAACCAUACCAAUGCUUGGAAUGUGGAAAGAGCUUCAAUCACAGCUCCAGUCUCACUUCCCAUCAAAGAAUUCAUACAGGGGAGAAACCAUACCAAUGCCUGGAAUGUGGAAAGAGCUUCAAUCAGAGCUACCAUCUCACAACCCAUCAAAGAAUUCACAGUGGAGAGAAACCAUAUCAAUGUUUGGAAUGUGGAAAGAGCUUUACUAGGAGCUCAGGUGUCCGUCAUCAUCAAAGAAUUCAUAUUCGCGCCGGGGAGAAACCAUAUCAAUGCCCUGAAUGUGGAAAGAGGUUUAACAGAAGCACAAACUUCCGUCGCCAUCAAAGUACUCACAGUGGGGAGAAACCAUAUCAGUGCCAGGAGUGUGGAAAGAGCUUUUUUUGGAAGUGUGAUAUGACUUCCCAUCAAAGAAUUCAUUCAGGGGAGAAACCGUAUCAAUGCUUGGAAUGUGGCAAGAGCUUCAGCUUCAAGAAAAGUCUCAUUUCCCAUCAAACAAUGCAUACAGGAGAGAAACCAUAUCUAUGCUUGGAAUGUGGAAAGAGCUUCAGACACAGUUCCCAUCUUUCUUCCCAUCGAAGAAUUCACAGUGGGGAUAAGCCAUAUCAAUGCUUGGAAUGUGGGAAAAGCUUCACCUACAAGGCAGGUCUCACUUACCAUCGAAGAAUUCACACAGGGGAGAAACCGUAUCAAUGCUUAGAAUGUGGAAACAGCUUCACUUGCAAGGCAAGUCUUACUUACCAUCAAAGAAUUCAUACAGGGGAGAAACCAUAUCAAUGUCCGGAAUGUGGAAACAGCUUCACCUGCAAGGCUAGUCUCACUGCCCAUCAAAGGAUUCACAGCGGGGAGAAACCUUAUCAGUGCUUGGAAUGUGGGAAGAGCUUUAGGGAAUCAGCUGCUAUGACUUCCCACCAAAGAAUUCACACCGGGGUGAAACCAUAUAAAUGCUUGGAAUGUGGAAAGAGCUUCCGUCAGAGCACUUAUCUCAGUAACCAUAAAAGAAUUCAUAGAGGGGAGAAACCAUAUCAGUGCUUGGAAUGUGGAAAGAGCUUUCAUGCAUGGAUAGACUUUUGUCGUCAUCAAAGCAUCCAUACAGGGGAGAAACCAUAUCAGUGCAUGGAAUGUGGAAAGAGCUUCAACCGGAGUACCCGUCUCACUAAUCAUCAAAGAAUUCAUACAGGGGAGAAACCAUAUCAGUGCAUGGAAUGUGGAAAGAGCUUCAGCUGGAAGGAAAGUCUCACUUCCCAUCAAAGCAUUCAUAAAGGGGAGAAACCGUAUCAAUGCUUGGAAUGUGGAAAGAGCUUCAGUCGGAGUUACAAUCUCACUUCCCAUGAAAAAGUACACAAUGGGGAGAAACCAUAUCAGUGCUUGGAAUGUGGGAAGAGCUUCAGCUGGAAGGAAACUCUCACUAACCAUCAAAGAAUUCACAGUGGGGAGAAACCAUAUCAGUGCAUGGAAUGUGGAAUUAGCUUUAGCUGGAAGAAAAGUCUUACUUCCCAUCAAAGCAUUCAUACAGGAGAGAAACCAUAUCAGUGCUUGGAAUGUGGAAAGAGCUUCAGUCGGAGAGACAAUCUCACUUCCCAUGAAAAAGUUCACACAGGGGAGAAACCAUAUCAGUGCUUGGAGUGUGGAAAGAGCUUUCAUGCAAGCACAGAUCUUUUUCGUCAUCAAAGAAUUCAUACAGGGGAGAAACCCUAUCACUGCUGGGAAUGUGGAAAGAGCUUCAGUCGGAGAGAUAGUCUUACCUCCCAUGAAAAAGUUCAUAGCGGGGAGAAACCGUAUCAGUGCUUGGAAUGUGGAGAGAGCUUCAGCUGGAAGGAAACUCUCAUCUCCCAUCAAAGCAUUCAUACAGGAGUCAAACCAUAUAAAUGCUUGGAAUGUGGAAAGAGCUUCAAUCACAGCUCCCAUCUUACAUCUCAUCAAAGAAUUCAUACAGGGGUGAAACCAUAUAACUGCAUGGAAUGUGGAAAGAGCUUCAGUCGAAGCUCCACUCUCACUUCUCAUGAAAAAAUUCACAGUGGGGAGAAACCAUAUCAGUGCUUGGAACACGGAAAGAACUUCAGUCAGAGAGACAAUCUCACUUCCCACCAAAAAAAUCAUAUGGGAGGGAAACCAUAAAUGCUGUGGUACCUGGUGGUCACUGGGCCUGGCAGGGCUCCUAGGAUGCCAUGGAGACACAGCCAGUGAGGUCAAAGAGGUUUAGGCAAGUUGGGAGGUGAUUAUAUACUGAUUAUGGGGAAGGGUUCAGUCUCAGGAUUCACGUCUACCUUUCUGUGCAGACUUGCUCUUUAAUUGCUUUAAUAUUUUAAAAAAACUAGUUUGCUUGUUUGGAAAAGGAAAGGAAAUUAUGGGGAAGGGUUCAGUUUCAGGAUUCACAUGUACCUUUGUAUGCAGAAUUGCUCUUUAAUUGCUUAAAUAUUAAAAAAAAAACCAGUUUGCUUUUUCAGAAGAGCAAAGGAAAGCACUGGAAGAAGUGCUGGAAGAAGAAUGCAUAAAAAUCCAUUGUUUUGUUCCCUCAACACACGGUGUGUUAAAGACAUAAUAAUAUGGCUGCUCAUUCGCAGUCCAGGAAGGGGAAAUACUGGCAGUCGGAGGAGAUCAAGCUGCUUUUGUGAAGUUAUUUCAGCCGAGGGAAGGGCAAACGGAAUUCUGGACAGCACUCCCUAAUAAGCACAACAUUAAUUUGGCACAUUUCACACAAACGUCUUGAGGGAAGAUAUGUCUGGUCUCCAGGCAGGCCCACUCACAAUUGAAAUUAUAUACAAACAUUUUUUUAAAGUUAUGCAGUGCCUUAGGGGGUGCCUGUGGCCAAGUCAAGGAGGUUCACAUCCUCUGGGUUGCCGGGGGAAGCUGAGCCGAGAGGACAGGAGGCCACCAGGUUUGCAGCAUCCCUUUACUUUCCUCAUAGGAUCAGAAGACUUAACUUUAGCAUUCAAAUAUAAUAGAAAAUUGCUCCUUCAGACCAUUCUGUGUUGCAAUGUUAUUUAAUUUGUAAUUUUAAUGUAGUAUUUAUUGAAAAGAAAGUAUUUA
Messenger RNA from Rhineura floridana, 4777 nucleotides. Its product is annotated as zinc finger protein 883-like. Gene Ontology annotation, molecular function: RNA polymerase II cis-regulatory region sequence-specific DNA binding; DNA-binding transcription factor activity, RNA polymerase II-specific. The record is from RefSeq and is a predicted model, not a curated record. The transcript is spliced from 9 exons. Lineage: Eukaryota; Metazoa; Chordata; Lepidosauria; Squamata; Rhineuridae. Bases 335 to 3865 code for a protein of 1176 amino acids. Gene Ontology annotation, biological process: regulation of transcription by RNA polymerase II.